GUUGAAUGUGCGUAAGAUCUUUUAUUCAUCUCCAUCAUCUUCAACUCCCUUCCUCUCCUCCAUUUCUUCAUCCCUCUCUUUUUGGAUUUCAAAGUGGCAAUGUCUUCCCUCACUUCUGCUUCCGCUUCCGCUUCCUUAUGCAUUCCGAGGCCAACUUCUUCUUCUUCUUCUUCUUCUAAGUUCUUCAAAUUCAAUUCAUUUUCGUCCCAUUCCACUCCCCCGUGUUUUCGAGUGGUUUGUUCUGGUGGGUUUCCUCAACAGCCCAAUUCUUCCAAGGAUUUCAACUUUCUUCUCCACGAUGCCAUGGAUUCUUCUGGAAUUGACUCCACCUUUGCCAAGAGGACUACGCAGGAGGCUAGGAAGGGUUUCUUGAGUCAGAUUCACUAUUUAUCUAAGAUAGAGAGGGAUACAAGUAUUAGCAUUGAUAGACGUGUUGAUUUGGCGAAAGCUGCUCUUUAUAUUGCAGCAGAGGAUGAUUCCUUGGUAUCUCAUUCAUCUGUUCCUCUUCCGGUUGAUGCAUUUAUUCAUAGACUAAGUGAUCUUUCCAUGGGCUAUUGUACUCACUACAAAUCUUCAUUCAAUUCAUCCCCUGAAAUAUUUUUGGAAAGUAUAGAGAGGUAUAUGUACGUCAUGAAGGGUUUUAGAAGAACCGGUUCUAAAGCUCAAUCAGAGCCACGAGCUCUAUAUCUUCACACGGUCUUGACCCAUCGUACAGGCUCAGCUGCACUACUUUCACUCAUAUACUCAGAGAUCCUGAAAAUGCUUCGUUUAUGGAGUCUUCUAGAUUUUGAUGUAGAAAUAUAUCAUCCUCAUGAUGAUUAUAGCCUUCCCAUGGGCUAUCAUAAACUGAAAAGCAAAGAAUCUGAUCAAGCACACAUAAUGACAACUCAAACUCUCUUGGUGGAGAUUCUAAGCAAUUUAAAGGAAUCUUUUUGGCCAUUUCAACAAAAUCAAUCCAGAAGUUUGUUCUUAAGAGCAGCCGAUGUUGCUAACUGUAGUGAUAGUUCGGAUGCAUUUGAGGAAAGCGGCUUUCAGCUUGCAUCUGCCAAGGCCGCUCAACACAGGCUAGAACGUGGAGUUUGGACCAGUGUGCGUUAUGGAGAUAUGAGGCGUGCAUUAUCUGCAUGCGAACGGCUUAUCCUCCUUGAUGUUGAUUCGAAGGAAUUGAGAGAUUAUAGCAUCCUUCUCUACCAUUGUGGCUUUUAUGAGCAAUCUCUUGAGUAUUUGAAGUUGUAUCAGGAAACAAAGGGUUCCUCAAGUCUAACCAGCAAGUUAAGUAGCCAGGAAGAAGAAGCUGUGGAUAACUUGAUGAAACGCCUUGCACUUAUUAUGAUGGAAGAUGGUUGGAGCAGACCCUCAUUUUCUCGAAAGUUCAUCGAUAAGGACUCCGAACCUUGGUAAUCAACACAUCAUGUACAUUAUGUUAUGCCAGGCCAAGUAAACCUCGGUUUACGAGAUGGGUGGUGCUAGCCAAAUGUGAUCCAUCGUAUGGAAAAGUUAACUGGAUACAGCAUGUAUGGUUUAUAACAAAUAGGAAUGGAGCCAUAGGACCAGAUGCUGUACUUUAAUUUGGCAUUUGAGGGAGUUUGGUCCUUACUACAUUAUUCCACUAAAUAUUCAUGUAAAAAUGUUUCUGUAGGCUGUAAAUAUAUGUACUAUUGCUUUAGCUA
Molecule: messenger RNA, 1670 nt
Organism: Cucumis melo (muskmelon)
Lineage: Eukaryota; Viridiplantae; Streptophyta; Magnoliopsida; Cucurbitales; Cucurbitaceae
Exons: 8
Coding region: 100-1401 (433 amino acids)
Source: RefSeq, a predicted model, not a curated record